AUGAAGCCUGCCACGAGUGGCGCUGCAGUUCCUCCAUCACCAUCGUCAUCGGCUGCAGACAAUAGCGCAGGGAGGAGGCAGCACCGGGCUCCCUCGCCGGCUAGAGCCCAGGAAGGGGCAGCUCCCAGACACCCGGCCAGGUCCAAGUCUCCACUCUCUGCAGGAAGGAGUAAAAGGAGUAAAAGCAUCGGGGUGAGGUCCGCUGACGGAAGGGAGAGGGAGCCCGAGAGCCACGCCGGUGCAGCUGUUCACCCGGAUGGUGCUGAAGCUGAUCUCGUCAAACCAAACAGGGCGGAUGCUGUUGGAAGAGAUCUGAUAGAUUCAGCGCCGUCCCGUCGCUCCACUCUACGUCUGCCCUGCCUCCAAGGUGACUCCAACCAGCGUAAAACCUCGUCUGCCUUUUCGGUGAAAGAGAAAGGGAGGAAACCCGGAGAGGGAGGCAGCCGCAGGGAGAGAAGCGACCCAUCUGCGGGAUGCACAGCGGGCCUCGGGUUGGGUUUGUGGAGAGGAGGAUGCUUACAAGCUGAACUGAUCCACUUCCAUCUGCAGAAGAGACUGAAGAGAAGCGGGGUGAAGAUGCAUAGCAAAGCAGACGGCAACGGUGGAGGAGAGGAGGCCGCUCACGGAGAGCCGGAGCCGGCUGCAGAGGCUACAGAGGCGGGGUCCGUGACACAGCAGCAGGACCAGGCCUUCGAAGACGAGAUGGAGAGACUGCUGGAGGAAAACGAAGAUCUCAAGUGUGAGAUUGAAGAGAUGAGGACCGAGAUGGAUGAGAUGCGAGACACGUUCUACGAAGAAGACACUUGUCAGCUGCAGGAAAUGAGGCGUGAGCUAGAGAGAGCCAACAAGAACUGCCGAAUCCUGCAGUAUCGCUUGAGGAAGGCUGAGAGGAAGAGGCUGCGCUACGCCCAGACCGGGGAGAUCGAUGAGGAGCUGCUCAGGAGUCUGGAGCAGGACCUGAAGGUAGCGAAGGAUGUCUCUGUGAGGCUGCACCACGAGCUGGAGAAGGUAGAGGAGAAACGCUCCAAGACAGAGGACGAGAAUGAAAAGCUGAGACAGAAGCUUAUAGAGGUGGAAGUGACCAAACAAGCUCUGCAAAAUGAACUAGACAAAGCCAAAGAGUCUCAAAAGAGAAGAGGAAGCAAGGACAUCCAAAAGACAGACAAGAAAGCAGCACAGACUCCUACUGAGGAGGACAAUGAGGACCUUAAGUGCCAGUUAGCUUUCAUCAAAGAGGAAGCCGUACUUAUGAGGAAGAAGACGGCCAAGAUUGACAAAGAGAAGGACCGUCUGGAGCAAGAGCUGCAGAAGUACCGCUCCUUCUAUGGCGAGCUGGACAGCACCCAUCCUAAAGGAGAGGCUGGGGGGCCACCCACCACCCGCGAGUCAGAACUGAAGCUGCGGCUCCGUCUGGUGGAGGAAGAGGCCAACAUCUUGGGAAGGAAAAUUGUUGAGUUGGAGGUGGAGAACCGAGGCCUGAGGGCUGAGCUUGACGACCUUCGUGGUGAAGGAGAGGGGGCGGGAAGCUCUGGGUGUGGAGCCAUGGGCGGGCCGGGAGCAGGGCGAGGCCUUGGAGAUGAUCUUACGGAGCUCAGGCAGCAGCUGCAGCUGGUGGAGGAUGAGGCAGAGCUCCUGAGGAGGAACCUAGCUGACGCUGAGGAACAGAACCAGAGGGUGACUGCAGAGCUGAACAAGUUACGGUUCAAAGCUGGCACGCAUGAGGGAGGUGCCAGGCAUGGAGGAGGAGGAGGAGGUUCAGGGAUAGAUGGAGCAAAGGCAGAGGCGCUGCAGGAGGAGCUGAAGACAGCAAGGCUACAGAUUAAUGACCUAAGUGGCAAGGUCAUGCAGCUGCAGUACGAGAACCGCGUGCUCCUCUCCAACAUGCAGCGCUAUGACCUGGCCUCCCACCUUUCUCUGCGACCCAGUCCAAGAGACAGCGAUGCAGAGAGUGACACUGGUGGUGCAACAAGUGGUCGGCGUGAGAGCGACGAGGACUCCACCUCAUCCCGCUUGCUCCCGCCACACCGCAAACGUGAGGGUCCUGUAGGCGGAGAAAGUGACUCAGAUGAGGUCAGAAACAAUAAUGGCAGCAGCCGGUGCCUGACACCUACAAGGGGCCUCUACACUCCCACUGGUCCUGAGGGUGCCGCCUCUUCUGCAUUGGCCCGCUUCCUGCCUGGUGGGCGGUGCACCAUGCGCGAAAGGCAGCAAAUGAUUGACAUACGCGUUGAAGCGGAAAGGCUGGUUCGGACCAUCGACCGGCUGAUUGCAGACACGGCCACCAUCAUCUCAGAGGCAAGGGUCUUCGUGACCAACGGGGACCUAAUGUUCGGGAUAGGAGGGGAGGAGGGUGGAGAGGAGGAUGGGGGCAGGAUCAGGGAACAUGAGCUGCUGUAUCGCAUUAACGCCCAGAUGAAAGCCUUCCGAAAAGAACUACAGGCCUUCAUAGACAAACUUGAAGUGCCACGGCCAGAGGACAGAGAAGCAGAGGAGCCGCUGUCGAUGUUUCAGCCCAUCAUCCUUCUCAUCCUCAUACUUGUGUUGUUCUCAUCCCUCUCUUAUGCCACCAUCUUUAAACUAGUCUUUCUUUUUACCCUUUUUUUUGUUCUGUGA
Messenger RNA from Scomber japonicus (chub mackerel), 2613 nucleotides. Its product is annotated as protein SOGA3-like. Lineage: Eukaryota; Metazoa; Chordata; Actinopteri; Scombriformes; Scombridae. The record is from RefSeq and is a predicted model, not a curated record. Gene Ontology annotation, biological process: regulation of autophagy. The coding region runs from base 1 to 2613 and encodes 870 amino acids. The transcript is spliced from 8 exons.